Molecule: messenger RNA, 2988 nt
Organism: Striga hermonthica
Lineage: Eukaryota; Viridiplantae; Streptophyta; Magnoliopsida; Lamiales; Orobanchaceae
Source: the annotation of a GenBank genome assembly
AUGACCAUCGGGAACCUAAAGCUUGGGGUCGACAUCAUCAGUGCCCAUAAUCUCUUACCGAAAGAUGGGCAGGGCUCGUCCAGCGCCUACGUGGAGCUCUGUUUUGACGGCCAAAAGUUCCGCUCGACAAUCAAGGAAAAAGAUCUAAACCCCGUCUGGAACGAGACCUUCUACUUCAACAUAUCCGAUCCCGCUGUCCUCCACUGCCUCACCCUCGAUGCCUACAUCUACAACAACGUCCGAGCCACCCAAUCCCGAGCAUUCCUCGGAAAAGUCAGCAUCAGUGGUACCUCGUUUGUACCCCAUGCUGAUGCAGUUGAACUUCACUAUCCUCUCGAAAAACGGGGAAUCUUUUCCCGCGUCCGUGGAGAGCUCGGCCUCAAGAUUUACCUAACAGACGACCCCUCCAUAAAGUCAUCCGUCCCAGUUGACGAAAAUAGGGACUCCCAUGAGUCAAGAAACAAGCAAAGGCACACGUUCCACACUCUCCCAAAACGUGAUACGUCUCACGAGCACCACCACCUCAGUAGUCAUCACCCCUCGCCACCAAUCGAACCUCAUCACCACUCGACUAAAUAUAUGGCUGACGAGAUGAAGGCCUCCGAGCCGAUACCCCCAAAGCUUGUCCGCAUGAACUCGGCCUCGUCAGCCCAGCCGGUCGAUUACGCCCUCAAGGAGACAAGCCCCUUCCUUGGUGGGGGCCGCAUAGUCGGUGGGCGGGUCGUCCGGACCGAGCGGGCAGCUGUGGGCACGUACGAUCUUGUUGAGAAGAUGCACUUUCUGUUCGUCCGGGUUGUCAAGGCCCGCGAGCUUCCCGCAAUGGAUGUAACCGGCAGUCUUGACCCGUACGUUGAGGUCCGAAUCGGGAAUUACAAAGGCGUGACCAGGCACAUUGAGAAACAGCAGAACCCGAUGUGGAAUGUUGUUUUUGCCUUCUCGAGGGAGAGGAUGCAGGCGUCUGUGCUUGAAGUUGUUCUGAAGGAUAAAGAUCUAUUGAAAGAUGAUUUCGUUGGUCUUGUGAGGUUUGAUCUUAACGAGGUCCCGAUGCGUGUGCCACCCGAUAGCCCUCUGGCUCCCGAGUGGUAUCGUCUGGAAGACAAAAAAGGGUUGAAAAUAAAAGGGGAGCUCAUGCUUGCCGUCUGGAUCGGGACCCAAGCGGACGAGGCUUUUCCGGAUGCGUGGCAUUCGGACGCGGCCACACCUGUCGACAGCUCAGCAGCCUCGUCCGCACUCAUUCGCUCGAAGGUGUAUCACGCCCCACGCCUGUGGUACGUGCGUGUGAAUGUGGUCGAGGCUCAAGACUUGGUCCCAACUGAAAAGACCCGCUUUCCAGAUGCUUAUGUGAAGGCACAGAUAGGGAACCAAGUCGUGAGGACAAAACCGAUGCAGGCCCGGAAUUUUAACCCGUUAUGGAAUGAGGAUCUGUUUUUUGUGGCCGCUGAGCCCUUUGAGGAUCAUCUUGUUCUCACGGUCGAGGAUCGUGUGGCACCGGGGAAAGACGAGAUACUCGGGAGGGUUAUCAUACCCUUGAAUAUGGUGGAGAAACGGGCGGACGAUCGUAUAGUGCAUUCCCGUUGGUUUAACCUCGAAAAGCCGGUUCUUGUUGAUGUUGACCAAUUGAAGAAAGAAAAGUUCUCGAGCAGGCUCCAUUUACGGGUCUGUCUAGAUGGAGGCUACCAUGUUCUGGACGAGUCGACUCACUACAGUAGCGAUCUCCGCCCGACGGCAAAACAGUUGUGGAAGCCGCCGAUCGGCAUUUUGGAGCUCGGGAUACUGAAUGCGGUCGGUCUCCACCCGAUGAAGACGCGUGAUGGGAAGGGCACAUCCGAUACGUACUGUGUGGCCAAGUACGGCCACAAAUGGGUCCGGACCCGCACGAUUGUCGACAACCUUUUCCCCAAAUACAACGAGCAGUACACAUGGGAGGUCUUUGACCCUGCUACCGUCCUCACGGUCGGUGUAUUCGACAACAGCCAGCUUGGGGACAAGGGCCCCAACAACGGCAAGGACCUGAAGAUCGGGAAAGUCCGGAUCCGGAUCUCGACGCUCGAGACGGGUCGGGUCUACACACACUCCUACCCGCUCCUUGUCCUUCACCCGACCGGCGUCAAGAAAAUGGGCGAGCUGCACCUAGCCUUACGAUUUUCAUGCACCUCUUUUGCCAACAUGCUAUACGUAUACUCCCGCCCGCUUCUGCCCAAAAUGCACUACGUACGGCCGUUCACAGUCAUGCAGCUGGACAUGCUGAGGCACCAGGCGGUCAACAUUGUAGCCAUGAGGCUGGGCCGGGCCGAGCCCCCUCUCCGGAAAGAAGUCGUCGAGUACAUGUCGGACAUGGACUCUCACAUGUGGAGCAUGCGGAGGAGCAAGGCUAACUUUUUCCGCCUGAUGUCGGUUUUCACUGGCCUAUUCGCGGUCGGGAAGUGGUUCGGGGACAUAUGCAUGUGGCGGAACCCGGUCACGACUGUGCUCGUCCACGUGCUCUACUUGAUGCUCGUCUCCUUUCCCGAGCUGAUACUCCCGACGGUCUUCCUCUACAUGUUCUUGAUCGGCAUUUGGAACUUCCGUUACCGGCCAAGGUACCCGCCCCACAUGAACACCAAGAUCUCGCAGGCGGAAGGGGUCCACCCGGACGAGCUGGACGAGGAGUUCGACACGUUCCCCACGAGCCGUAACCCGGACUUGGUACGGAUGAGGUACGACAGGCUGCGGAGCGUGGCAGGGAGGAUCCAGACGGUCGUGGGUGAUGUCGCAACGCAGGGGGAACGGGUGCACUCGCUGCUGAGCUGGCGGGACCCACGCGCGACGGGAAUUUUCGUGACGUUAUGCCUGGUGGCGGCAUUGGUGCUGUACGUGACGCCGUUCCAGGUGAUUGCGGCUCUUGGGGGGAUUUACAUGAUGAGGCACCCGAGGUUCAGGUACAGGCUGCCGUCUGUGCCGGUUAACUUUUUCCGGCGGCUGCCUGCCAGGACAGACAGCAUGCUGUAG